AGAGAGUAAAUGACCAGGAAGAUGGGCUCAAUCAGCACUGAGAGUGCUGACAGAGUUGUAGGGUCAUUCACAUGUGUGGAUGUGAGCGAGUGUAUAAAAGUUUGGGAUGGCAGUUAGCGACAGCUCCGGGCGGACAGAUCGGUGGGACAGGCACAAACCUUGGGACUUUCCUCUGCCCAGCACGGCACACGAAGGCACAACUAUGCCCAGCUGAUGGAGAGAUGUCCGAGGUGCUGACAGUAGAUGCCAUUUUAUUUGGGCUUCUGGUUUUCUCUGGGAUCUUGGGGAACAUUCUGGUCAUCUAUGUGGUCUUUGAGUCGGCCACCGAGAGCUCCUCCCGCCACCUCCCCCCCUCGGACGCCAUCCUGGUGAACCUCUCCCUCGCCAACCUGCUGACGUCGCUCUUCCGCACCGUGCCCAUCUUCAUCUCCGACCUGGGCCUGGAGGUGACGCUGGCGCCCGGCUGGUGCCGCCUCUUCAUGCUGCUGUGGGUGUGGUGGCGCGCCGUGGGCUGCUGGGUCACCCUGGCGCUCAGCGCCUUCCACUGCGUCAAGCUGCGGCGCCAGCGGGUGAUGGCGGGCCCCCUGGCGCAGCGCCGCGAGCGCCGGCAGGUGUGGCUGGCCCUGGCGCUGGCGUGGGGCGUCAACCUGGCCUUCUCGCUGCCCGCGCUGGUCUACACCACGCACGUGCACGGCAACGCCACCGUGGAGCUGAUGGUGAUCAGCUGCACCACGCGCCCGCUGCUGGGCUGCGUCUGGGAGUUCCCCAGCGCCGCGCAGGGCUCGGCCUUCGCCUCCGCCUCGCUGGCGCUCAACGAGGUGGCGCCGCUGGUGCUCAUGAUGGGCACCAACCUGGCCACGCUGCUCACGCUGGCGCGCCACAUCCGCGCCGUCACCGCCGCCGACGCCGGCAAGGAGCAGCAGCAGGGCGAGCUGGCCAAGCACGUGGCCACCGAGCGCAAGGCGGGCCAGGUGAUCAUGGCGCUGGUGUCGCUGUUCGUGGUGUGCUGGGCCAUGCAGGUGGCGGCCGUCACCUACUACAACCACGACGGCGGGCAUCACGCCGAGGGCCUGCUGACCGUCUCCCACUUCUCCGCCUCGCUCUUCGUGGGGUUCAGCCCCAUGGUGGUGGCCCUGGGGCACGGCAAGCUGAGGAGGAGGAUCGUGGGCAUGGUCCUGGGCUGGGCAGACAGAGCCAAAUGCUCACGAGACGGAGCUGAGGAAGAGUUGGUGUCAGACAUGAGCAUCAGCAAAAGGACAGAGCUGAGCAAAGGCCAGAGAGAGAAGGGGGUCAUCAAAGUGGAGGUGAGAAGUAAGACCUAGCUACAUAACAGGAAAUGUGUGUGUGUGUGUGUGUGUGUGUGUGUUAUGGGUUGAGGGUUGAUAAAAGAUGUGAUAUUUAAAAGAAGCAAAUUGUUGAGGUUAUCUAUUUGGUUAUUUAUAUCUACAUUUUCACGCAUAAAGCACGAAGAUCGGACCUACAAGAGUACAUCUGCAAAUCGGAGGAGAGUAUGGAAGAAAUGAACAGUUUUACCAUAAAAUAUAAAUUUAUGAUAAUA
This is a messenger RNA of Sardina pilchardus (European sardine), 1558 nucleotides long. Its product is annotated as olfactory receptor class A-like protein 4. The coding region runs from base 72 to 1322 and encodes 416 amino acids. Gene Ontology annotation, cellular component: membrane. The transcript has 2 exons. Lineage: Eukaryota; Metazoa; Chordata; Actinopteri; Clupeiformes; Clupeidae. The record is from RefSeq and is a predicted model, not a curated record. Gene Ontology annotation, molecular function: G protein-coupled receptor activity. Gene Ontology annotation, biological process: G protein-coupled receptor signaling pathway.